GCCGAGGAUGCCUGCUUUGACAUAACAGCACCGGUCUGCCUGCCUGCUAGGACUACACUGACAAGGUAGGGUGGGGGAGACAAGUGGUCCAUUUCUCUGAACGUUCAGGCUGAAGGUGGGCGCUCCCCCCGCCCUUUACCCUCUCACAAUGUCUUCUUCAAUGGGGCCCAGAGGCCCUCGGCCACCCAUAGUGCCUCCCCCCAUGCCCGAUCUCCCCGAUCUGAGCCAUCUGACAGAGGACGAGAGGAACACUAUCAUGGCAGUGAUGAACCGACAGAAGGAGGAGGAGGAGAAGGAAGAGGCCAUGCUAAAGAGGCUACAUCAGCAAUUUGAGAGCUACAAAGAACAAAUCAAAAAAAUAGGGGAGGACACAAAUCGGUAUCCUGGGGAACACAAGGAUGAUGCUCCAACGUGUGGAAUCUGCCACAAAACAAAGUUUGCAGAUGGCUGCGGACAUUUAUGCUCUUACUGCCGAACAAAAUUUUGUGCCCGAUGUGGAGGCCGUGUUUCACUUCGGUCAAACAAUGAGGACAAAGUGGUUAUGUGGGUUUGCAAUCUGUGCCGAAAACAACAAGAAAUUCUUACAAAAUCAGGUGCAUGGUUUUUUGGAAGUGGGACACCGCAGCCAGCAAGCCAAGAUGGAACACUAAGUGAUACUGGUACUGGUGCUGGCUCUGACGCACCAAGAGAAAAGAAAGCAAGACUUCAAGAGAGAUCUAGAUCUCAAACUCCUUUAAGUACUGCUGCAACAGCAGGUUCUGAAGACAACUCAGCACCUAGUUUACAAUCUGAUAGGAGCAAGGGUUCAGAACCAUCCCUACCAUCUGCAGUUCAAGAUCAGAAGACUUCAUCAAGGUCGAGAAGUGAACCACCAAGAGACAGGAAGAAGACUGUAGCAGUUUCAGAACAGAAUGGAAAAAUCUUAAAAGGGGAACGCAAGAGAGUCCAGAAGCUAAAUCAACAAGGUCAGGCAUAUCCUGAUGAACAUAAAGAAAGGAGAGAGACUAGAAAAUUGGGGAAAGGGAGAUCCCAGGACAUUCCAGAAAAACUAGAAGAAGGAGCAAACCUAGAGGAUGAUCAACAAAGACUGGAUGAUGAGUAUCUAACUCGGUAUAGGAGUGACCCUAACUUAGCUAGAUAUCCUGUAAAACCACAGCCAGAAGAGCAACAAAUGCGUAUACAUGCCAAGGUUUCAAAGGCACGGCAUGAGAGGAGACACAGUGAUGCUUCCCUACCCCAUGCAGAACUGGAAGAAGCAAAUGUUCUUGAGAACAAACUAGGGAAAAACUCACAAGUACCAGGAAACCAGGAUAAAAGAACAAUUUUGGAAAGUCAACAGUCAUAUUCAAUUGAUAGAAAUGGUGAUGGACCUAUUUCUAAAUCCAAACAAGUGUCCAACCACAGCCCUCCAAGUCCCAGACACAGUCCUGUACCCCCAGAGCAUGUGGAAUCCAAAAACCAUGAUUCCUUUAAAAAACAAAGCCGGUUAGAUCCCAGCUCAGCUCUUUUAAUGAGAAAAGCAAACCGUGAAAAAAUGGAGACAAUGUCAAGGAAUGAUUCACUUAGUUCAGAUCAGUCUGAAUCUGUAAGGCCAUCCCCACCAAAGCCCCAUCGAUCUAAGAGAGGUGGAAAGAGGAGACAGAUGUCCGUGAGUAGCUCAGAAGAAGAAGGGGCGUCAACACCUGAAUAUACCAGCUGUGAAGAUGUGGAAAUAGAAAGUGAAAGUGUCAGUGAAAAAGGUGACUUGGACUAUUACUGGUUGGACCCUGCCACAUGGCACACUAGAGACACAUCUCCCCUUGGCUCGCAUCCUGUAACCUGGCAGCCUUCGAAGGAGGGUGAUCGUUUAAUUGGACGUGUUAUUCUAAAUAAGAGAACAAGUAUGCCGAAGGAAUCGGGAGCACUGCUGGGACUGAAAGUUGUUGGAGGUAAAAUGACUGACGCCGGACGCCUUGGUGCCUUCAUCACCAAAGUCAAGAAGGGAAGCCUUGCGGAUGUUGUAGGUCAUUUAAGAGCAGGUGAUGAAGUUUUAGAAUGGAACGGGAAGUCUUUACCAGGUGCAACAAAUGAAGAUGUUUACAAUAUAAUUUUACAAUCAAAAUCUGAACCACAAGUAGAGAUCAUUGUGUCCCGCCCCAUUGGUGACAUUCCAAGGAUCCCAGAAAGCUCUCAUCCGCCAUUAGAAUCAAGUUCAAGUUCUUUUGAAUCUCAGAAGAUGGACAGGCCUUCAAUAUCUGUUAUAUCUCCAACCAGCCCCGGAGCACUUAAAGAUGCACCUCAGGUCUUGCCAGGGCAGCUGUCUGUAAAAUUGUUGUACGAUAAAGUAGAACAUCACCUAAUAGUCACUGUGUUACAAGCAAUAGACCUUCCACCCAGGCCAGAUGGACGCCCAAGGAAUCCUUAUGUAAAAAUGUAUUUCCUUCCGGACAGAAGCGAUAAAAGUAAGCGGAGGACCAAAACAGUGAAGAGGAGCUCAGAACCAAAAUGGAACCAAACAUUUGUUUACUCCCAUGUGCAUCGUAAAAAUUUUAGAGAAAGAAUGUUAGAAAUAACCGUGUGGGAUCAGCCUAGAGUACAAGAAGAAGAAAGUGAAUUUCUUGGCGAGAUUCUCAUAGAGCUAGAGACUGCACUAUUAGACGAUGAACCUCACUGGUAUAAACUGCAAACACACGAUGAGUCUUCACUACCUCUGCCUCAGCCAUCACCUUUCAUGCCAAGGAGACAUGUACAUGGGGAGAAUUCUAGCAAAAAAUUACAAAGAUCUCAGCGAAUCAUUGAUAGUGACUUCUCAGAUUUUGAUGUUGAUGAUGGUAUUGGAGUUGUGCCUCCAGGUUCGAGGUCUAAUACUAGACAAAGCAGAUCCACAACGUUAACAGUGCCAGAACAACAAAGAGUGACCCAUCACCGCUCACGUUCCGUAUCUCCUCACCGUGUUGAUGAUCAGGGCAGGACCCGCUCACGUUUACCAAAUGUGCCAUUACAGAGGAGUCUGGAUGAAAUUCAUCAAAUGAGACGAUCACGUUCUCCAACAAGACACCAUGAUGCCUCCCGCAGUCCAGUUACUCACAGGUCCAGGGACUCGGACAGUCAGUAUUUAUCUGAUCAAGAUAGUGAGCUUCUUAUGUUGCCCAGGGCAAAACGUGGCCGAAGUGCUGAGUGCCUACAUACCAUCAGAAAUACUGUUAGGCACAGUAAAACUUUGCCACCCAAGAUGCCUUUGCUAGAGUUUGGUUCUAAUUGGAGAUUGUACAGUGAACUACAGCCCUCCCUUGACAGGGCUCGGAGUGCUAGUACCAACUGUUUGAGGCCAGAUACUAGUUUGCAUUCACCAGAACGAGAAAGGCAGCCCAGAAAAUUGGAAAGAUGUAGCAACCAAAAACAGAACAGAAAAAGCAUGGUUUCUGAAGUAGAAAGAAACCAUCAACUAGGAAGCCAGUCAUCCACGGGGGAUUCUUCAUUCAAUCGAAGAGGAAGGCAGCUUCCACAGGUCCCUGUAAGAAGCAACAGUGUAGAACAAGAACCAGAGCGUUAUAGUUCAUCUUCAACAGCAAAUUUAUUAGUGGAAGAACGAGCAAGACAAAUCAAACUAAAAGUUCAGCGGUAUAAGCAAACAGCUGGGUCUAGUUCCAGUCAAGAUUUGGAGCGAGAGCAAUAUUCUAAGUAUAACAUGCAUAAAGAUCAAUACAGAAGUUGUGACAACGUCUCAGCCAAAUCAUCAGAUAGUGAUGUCAGUGAUGUGUCAGCCAUUUCCCGUACCAGUAGUGCCUCACGCCUCAGCAGCACAAGCUUUAUGUCUGAGCAAUCUGAGCGUCCAAGCAGAAGGCUCUGGAUGCAAGGCAGACGCAUGGGAUCUUCAGGGAGGACUAUAACUAAGAGCACAAGUGUAAGUGGAGAAAUCUACACGUUGGAGCACAAUGAUGGAAGCCAGUCAGAUACAGCAGUGGGAACAGUUGGGAUGUGUGGGAAGAAACGAAGACCAAGUUUGAGUGCCAAAGUAGCUGCAUUAGUAUCAAGAAGAAGUAGAAGCACAUCACAGCUUAGCCAAACAGAUUCCAGCAACAAGAAAUUCAAAAGUACAAUACAAAGAAGCACAGAAACAGGAAUGGCAGCUGAAAUGAGGAGUCGUAUGGUUCGGCAGCCUAGCAGAGAGUCAACAGAUGGAAGUAUUAACAGCUACAGCUCUGAAGGAAAUUAAAUAUUUCCAGGAGUAAGACUGGGUGUUGACAGCCAAUUCAGCGACUUUCUAGAUGGACUUGGUCCUGCACAACUAGUUGGCCGACAGACACUGGCAACUCCUGCUAUGGGUGACAUACAAAUUGGAAUGGUAGAUAAGAAAGGACAGCUAGAGGUUGAAGUAAUAAGAGCCCGAGGUCUAACACAAAAACCUGGUUCGAAAUCCACACCAGCUCCGUAUGUCAAGGUGUACCUUUUAGAAAAUGGAGCAUGUGUAGCCAAGAAGAAGACAAGAAUUGCACGAAAGACACUUGAUCCCCUUUAUCAACAGACCUUGGUUUUUGAAGAAAAUUCCCAUGGAAAGGUGCUUCAGGUAAUUGUCUGGGGAGACUAUGGCCGAAUGGAUCAUAAGAGCUUCAUGGGUGUUGCGCAGAUUCUCCUGGAAGAACUUGAUCUGUCUAGUGUGGUGAUUGGAUGGUACAAGUUGUUUCCGCCUUCGUCAUUAGUGGAUCCAACACUGACACCCUUAACCCGCAGGGCUUCCCAGUCAUCUCUUGAAAGUUCAACAGGGCCUCCUUCCAUUAGGUCUUAAUGAACUGGAAGGCAGUAUAGCCUGAUGUAAUCACAAUGUUAAUGCCCAAUAAAAGAAUCAGAGAGGUAUAUUUACACGAUCAAAAGCAUUGCUGGAGACAGACAAUCAUUUUUAUUUUUUUUGCCUGUAGUAGUGAUCCAAAAAAGAUCUUAUAUUGGCAGAGAGAAACAAGAAUAUGAGUACUGUAAACGAACAUACCGUUCAGCACUAUUGGGAGUCACACAUGCUCAGUGGUAUAGUAAAGGUGACAUUGAAUUCAAACUGGAAGCUUUCACUCUGUUAGAAAUGUUUGUGAUACAUUUUUACAGAUCAUAAGCAGUGUUAUCAUAUUGGUAUUUCCACCUAUUUUAUACUUGUUAAUUCCAUUAUUUUUUUAAUAUAAUGUGUUAAUCUGCCAGUUUCAUAAAAAAAAAGCAUUUGUGAUAAUUCUCACAACGCUUUUUGUCCUUUUUAUUGAUUUUGUGAAAGCUGAGCAUUACAGAAGUGAUAAUGGCUACAAUUCUGUGUAAUAUUCCCUGCUGCCUGAAAUACUUACAGUGACUUUGAGAAGCACUGCUAUGUAGUGCUGUCCUAUUAUUAAUGACCUUGCUUUUUUCAUGUAGUGUUACACAACUUGGAGCCACAGAUGUAUUUUAUGUAUUAUACUGCAUGCUGCCAUUUAAUUGGAGCACAGCAAUUGUCUGCACUAAACUCCCGCAUUCUGGCACCAGGGCUAGGAAUUGAUAUGCAGACGCUGCAGUGCAGCAGUUGCAUGCCACAAAAUCCCUGUCUAGGUGUGACAACAUGCAUCUUUGUUCUUACAGAAAUUGAAUAACACUACAAAAAUCAGUAUGAAUGCAACAGCUUUCUUUAUAUCACAUGACCAGGUUGCCAACUUUUAAUUGUCCAAAAUGCAGAUUGAUAAAAAAAAAGCCAACUUGUUUGUGUUAUUUUUUUUUGUUUGACUAUGAUAGUCUGUGGAAUAAAUGAUUGCUUAAAAAUAUUCUUUACAAAAAAUAAACUAAAAAUAGAGGAUAUAAUAUAUAAUAUAUAUGAAAAAAAAUUCCACUUUUAUUUUAUAGAUUUUGGAUUGCAGUACAGAUUAUGAUAUUUUCUGUUUGAUUUCUGUUGUUUUUCUAAGCAUGGGAGAGGAUUGAAGAAUCCUAUCUGCAACUAAUGCUGAGGUUGAUGCAAGAGAUUUUAUGACUUUGGCAUUUACAAAUAAUGUUUUGUCCGUGUUGUUUUGUUUGCCAUCAGCCAGUCGCUGUACUUGUUUUUCGUGUUAAAGAAAACAAUGUGUAUUUUACAUCCGAGAUUACCAAGCAAUGGUGGGAAUGAGCAUAUGACACUUUGAGCUGUACUCAGGCAUCUAUGAUAUGUGUCACUUUAGACACCCUUGUCUGUCCUGGGUAGAGCAAGGUAUGAGCUGUUUAAAAAUUCACUGGAAAUUCCAGUAGAAAUAUUCUGCACUUACUAAUAUUUUUAUCAGAUUUUUGUUUACAUUUGUUUGAGAUUGAUGCAAGCACAACGCUUGAUUUUUUAAACGCAAAAUAUUUUACUUUUUUGGGACUAGAAAAUCAACCCCUCCCUCCUCUAUUUCAGUUAGCGGUGACUUUGUCCAUUCUCGGCCUUGAAACUCCUUGUGAAUUCUGUAUAUGUGCUAAAAGCUGCAGACAGCAGGUGCAUUGGUAUGACCCCCACCCCACCUUUUUUUGCGCCAUUCAAUUUUGUGGUCACACAAGUAGAGCAGCAUGACAUAGAGUAAUUCAGAGCUGCAUGCACGUUUUGUUAAAAAAAAAUAAAAAACAGAGACAAAAAAGGUAAUUCAAUAAUGUGUGUUAGUUUCACAUAGGCCAACUUGUAUGUUGCAUGUACUUGUACAGUUUGCCCGUAAUUCUGAUGACAUAAUCAAGAACUCUAAGCCAUCCAUUUUUCUUAUAGACAUUUUGCAGGUUUUUGCCAGACUAGUUGUGUUAGUCUGGUGCUAAAUGCCUAUAGAUGGACAUUAUUUUUUACCCUAUGGAAACGUAAUGUAGUACGGACCAAAUUCCUUCUGAUAAAUAUUUUGGUGUAGAUUCCUACUGUGGGGCUGUAACACAUGUAGAAAUUGUGUACACACUAGGUUUUGAUUCAUAGACAUACUGCCUGCACCAAGUGAACUAUUUAUUGUUAUUAUACAGGCUGAAACCAUUAUGCCCAUAUUUCUGUAGGGCAACAAUAGGUUACUGCUUGACCUGCUGAGCAGGAAGAACUGAAGCACUGGUGCACUAAUAGAUUAUGUACUGUCUUAGUGGCCAAAACAAAUAAAUUAUAAUUGGGUAGUAUCUUUCUAUUUUGACCACUUGUCUUAACACCCCCCUGUGCUUUUAAAUAAACUUCCAACUCAUGUUAUGUAAACAUGUUUAAUAAAAUUUACUUUUCAUGUC
This is a messenger RNA of Nanorana parkeri, 7170 nucleotides long. It is a transcript of the gene RIMS1, whose product is annotated as regulating synaptic membrane exocytosis 1. The record is from RefSeq and is a predicted model, not a curated record. The transcript has 31 exons. Gene Ontology annotation, cellular component: presynaptic membrane; cytoskeleton of presynaptic active zone. Gene Ontology annotation, biological process: intracellular protein transport; positive regulation of synaptic transmission; calcium ion-regulated exocytosis of neurotransmitter. Bases 149 to 4195 code for a protein of 1348 amino acids. Lineage: Eukaryota; Metazoa; Chordata; Amphibia; Anura; Dicroglossidae. Gene Ontology annotation, molecular function: transmembrane transporter binding; small GTPase binding.